UGUGUGAGAGAGAGAGAGAGAGAGAGAGAGAGAGAGAGAGAGAGAGAGAGAGAGAGAGAGAGAGAGAGAGAGAGAUUGGGGAGGGAUCUGCUUCUCUUCAAGGACUUUCCUCUCAUACUAACGUCAGUUGUAGGACCGGCUUCAAAAUGCACAACCGCUAUUUUGUAAGUGGACCUCUCUGGCUGAGAGAUUUCAUAUAGUCAGCAUGCCUGAAGAAGACGUGUGCUCCACCUAGGAAAAAGCAACGCACGCUGUGGAGAAGUUCCUGUGCGCCCAUACGUGGCUAUACCAUGGAGGAAACCCUUAAAGAACAAUACAUUUGGGCUCUAAACGAGUCAUGGAGAAAUGACAGCCUCGGUAACGACACGGAUGGCGCCAAUCAAACGGUGAAUCCCCUGAAACGCAAUGAGGAGGUGGCCAAAGUGGAGGUCACGGUGCUCGCCCUGGUCUUGUUCUUCGCCCUCGCGGGGAAUUUGUGCGUUCUGCUCGCUAUCCACACAGCCAAGCACGGCCAGUCGCGCAUGUACUACUUCAUGAAGCACCUGAGCAUCGCUGACCUGGUGGUGGCAAUCUUCCAGGUGCUGCCUCAGCUCAUCUGGGACAUCACAUUCCGCUUUUAUGGGCCUGAUUUGCUGUGCAGACUUGUGAAGUACCUCCAAAUAGUCGGCAUGUUCGCCUCCACCUACAUGCUCGUACUGAUGUCCAUAGAUAGGUGUCUGGCCAUCUGCCAGCCGCUGCGCUCUUUGCACAAACGGAAAGACCGCAUCUACGUGGUUUUGUCCUGGGUGCUCAGUUUGCUGUUCAGCAUCCCGCAGGUGUAUAUCUUCUCUCUACGGGAGGUCGGAUCUGGAGUGUAUGACUGCUGGGGAGAUUUUGUGCAGCCUUGGGGCGCCAAAGCCUAUAUCACUUGGAUCAGCCUUACAGUCUACAUCAUUCCUGUGGCUAUCUUGAGCAUUUGCUACGGUCUAAUAAGCUUUAAAAUCUGGCAGAACUUUAAAUUGAAGACCAGGCGCGAGCAGCAGGUCGUCACUCUGAGCCCCACGGCCGCGCGAAACGGUGCGCUUUUGGCGCGCGUAAGCAGCGUCAGACUCAUUUCCAAAGCCAAGAUCACCACAGUCAAAAUGACAUUCGUCAUCGUGCUGGCUUACAUCGUAUGCUGGACUCCGUUUUUCUUCGUACAGAUGUGGUCGGCGUGGGAUCCAGCUGCGCCCCGUGAGGCCAUGCCCUUCAUCAUCUCCAUGCUGUUGGCCAGUUUGAACAGCUGUUGUAACCCUUGGAUCUACAUGUGCUUUGCUGGACACCUGUUCCAUGACCUGAAGCAGAACUUUCUGUGCUGUUCGGCUUACUACCUGAAGUCCUCUCAGUGCCGCUAUGACCUGGAGCGCAACUCCAGCCGCAAGAGCAACUCCUCCAUAUACGUCAUGAAGAGCACCAGCAGCCAGAGAAGCAUUACCCAGACAUCGUCCACAUAAACACUGAUGCUGAUCACACAUGAGGACUGGGUGUAGACCCAUACAGAAUGAAAGUGAUGUGUGCAGAUGGUCAUAAACACACUGAGAGGAGCCUAAUGAAACUCACUAUCAGAACACUGUUGGAAGCUUUGCCUUUAUCGCUGUGAUUACUUCCUGGACAAAAAAAAUAAAUAAACAAAACAGACCACCACCAGAAUGAGAAGAGGGUGACUGUAAUGUCAUAGCAGAUGGCAUGCUACCAUAAAUGUGGCAAAAAAAAAAUGUCUGGCUACAGAUUAAAAUCUGUGUGUGUUUGGCUUCCAGAAGAGAGGCCCUUUUGAAAACCAUUGGCUUUUGAAAACCUUUUUUUCUGAUUCGCACUUAAAUAUGCUUAAAUCGCACUUCAGUCAGUGUUCAACAUUUCAUUCAUUCUCAAGAAAAGCAAGAAGAUAUUUUCUAGCUUACUUUUCUUGUCACUUAAAGUCAUAGCUGUGUGAAAACUGCAUGCAUAUUGUGGACUAACUAACAAAUAAGUUCAAGUCAAUAAUGACAAUCAGUCAGUGUUUGUGUUUUAGAAUUAACUCGGCAACAUUUAUGACUCUAGCGAUUCGCAGGUUUUUCUCUUUUUUUUUCUUUUCAACAGAAAUAGUUCUAAUAUAAAUAUAUUAUAUUCAAAGAUAAUAAAACCCAUUAAGAAUGCAGCAUUUUUUUGAGCAGGACAUUCUUGAUCAGUUUCAUUACUAGGUUUUUACUAGGUGUUGGUUUAUUUUAAAGCCACAUUUUUUUUGUCACAUUCAUUUACAGAGCACGUUUAAUUAUACACUUGCAUCAUGUUAACAGAAAGACCCCAGUCAUAUAACUUUAUUUUCCUGAAGUAAAUUUCUGCAUGUUUCUUUAAAACACCUACUGAGUUUCUCCAACACAUAAAUGUCAUCAUCAAAAGCUUUUUUACCUCACUUUCUGAAUGCUAUAACAAUGAGAUGUUUAUACUUUCUGAAUGCUAUAACAAUGCAGUGUCCUAAUGUCUCAUUUUCUUUUUUAAAUCCAGCAGUAAAGUGGUUGUUCAAUGAUUAUACUUCCUUCACGGUGUUUAAUUCUAUUCUAUACAGACAUAUUUGCUUCGAGGUCAAAAGGCUACUGAAUUUUACUUCUGAAACUCAGUCAUAUUUACUAUGGAUAUAAGAAAAAUAUAGAGUAAUUUAUUGAAAAUAAAGUGUACGUGCCAACAAUUGUGUUUGUGACCGAGUGUUUUAAUUUAAAUCUAUUUAAGUAAAAGAAAUGUGCAUGAGUAAGAUCUUCAUGCCUUGUUUCAUCCAUGAAGAAGAAACAUGUUCAGCUUUUGUUGCACUGAUAUCCUUUGAAGCAGGAUUUUCAGAUAGCAGAUAUUUUUUUAGCAUGGCACUUGGUACAUAUGCUGACUGGUGAUUAUAGAGGGUGUGUAAAUUUAGUUUGGGGGAACGAUAGCACAAUGGAUCGAAUCUUAUCUGAAAAUCAGUGAUCGAGUAGUGAAAAGGCUGAACUCACAUCUCUUUUCAGACAGGGACCAUCUCCACAGAGUUGCCUUUUAUCUA
Tachysurus fulvidraco (yellow catfish) is the source of this 3022-nucleotide messenger RNA. RefSeq names its product oxytocin receptor a (gene oxtra). Gene Ontology annotation, biological process: positive regulation of vasoconstriction; female pregnancy; G protein-coupled receptor signaling pathway. Gene Ontology annotation, cellular component: membrane. The coding region runs from base 291 to 1472 and encodes 393 amino acids. Lineage: Eukaryota; Metazoa; Chordata; Actinopteri; Siluriformes; Bagridae. Gene Ontology annotation, molecular function: vasopressin receptor activity; oxytocin receptor activity; peptide binding. The transcript has 3 exons. The record is from RefSeq and is a predicted model, not a curated record.